AUGUAUAUUGCAAAAGGUUUAAGAUUAAAAUUGAUCAAUCAAUCAGCUAACCCGACUACAAAAUUUAUUACUAGAAAGAUGUCCAUACCUAAAGGAAAACCAGAAUUAGCUGAAUUGAUUAGUUCUCGUCCUGUUGUAAGAACUGAUGAAUGUAAAUGGAUUGGAUUAGAAAAAUUGUCUUACAAAGAUCCAAACGGAGGCACCAGAGAAUGGGACAUGGCUGUCCGUACAACUAGACAAGCAGGUGGCAUUGAUGGCGUCGGUAUUAUUCCAAUUUUAAAAUAUCCAGAUGGUAAACCAGAUGAAAUAUUAUUACAAAAGCAAUACAGGCCCCCUGUAGAUGGUGUUUGCAUAGAAAUGCCUGCGGGAUUAAUCGAUGGCACCGAGUCCGUUCAGGUAGCUGCUUUAAGAGAGCUAAAAGAGGAAACUGGAUAUGUGGGAAAGAUCAUCGAUGAUAGCCCUGUUAUGUUUAACGAUCCUGGUUUUACAAACACUAACUUAGUCCUGUUAACAGUGGAGAUCGAUAUGGCAUUGCCAGAAAACCAAAAUCCACAAGCCAACUUAGAAGAUAAUGAAUUUAUCGAAUGUUUCACUGUUCCCUUGAAAGAUUUCGUAAGUGAAAUGACAAAACUAGACAAACAAGGCUACAAGCUAGAUGCUCGUGUUCAAAGUUUUGCACAAGGUAUCAGCUUUGUUCAAAAGUACAAAUUCUAG
This is a messenger RNA of Tetrapisispora phaffii CBS 4417, 714 nucleotides long. RefSeq names its product ADP-ribose diphosphatase (gene YSA1). Lineage: Eukaryota; Fungi; Ascomycota; Saccharomycetes; Saccharomycetales; Saccharomycetaceae. The coding region runs from base 1 to 714 and encodes 237 amino acids. Gene Ontology annotation, cellular component: cytosol; nucleus. Gene Ontology annotation, biological process: ribose phosphate metabolic process; nucleoside phosphate metabolic process. Gene Ontology annotation, molecular function: ADP-ribose diphosphatase activity. The record is from RefSeq and is a predicted model, not a curated record. The transcript has a single exon.